Messenger RNA from Sander lucioperca (pikeperch), 2452 nucleotides. RefSeq names its product bridging integrator 2b (gene bin2b). Bases 374 to 2080 code for a protein of 568 amino acids. Gene Ontology annotation, biological process: phagocytosis, engulfment; plasma membrane tubulation; podosome assembly. NCBI's taxonomy places the organism in Eukaryota, Metazoa, Chordata, Actinopteri, Perciformes, Percidae. The transcript has 12 exons. Gene Ontology annotation, molecular function: protein binding; phospholipid binding. Gene Ontology annotation, cellular component: podosome; phagocytic cup; plasma membrane. The record is from RefSeq and is a predicted model, not a curated record.
GUCGUUGGAUGACUUCCACCUUUACAGCGAAGUGCACUGUUGCAACAGCGUACGCGACGUUUGUUCAACAGAUCAGGACAUGCAGAAACAGUUCAUAAUAAUAAUUCCUUUAACAAGUUUGGACAGGAGCAGACUCCCACUGAUGGUGAUGUAAAUAACUCCAUUCCUAGCUGGGAUUUAAACACCGCCUGUUUGUUUGUGCGUGUGUGCGCGCGCGCGCGUGUGUCUUGACACUUUUUAUGUUGCUCCACCUCCAUUGCCUUGAAUUUAAGUCGCAAUAUUCAGCCGCAGUGAAGCAGUUUCUCAAGAGGAAGCAGGCAGUAGGCGGACUGUUCUUUUAGUGAGGAGAAACGGAAAGAUCGAUCGAUUGACGAUGGCAGAGAAUAAUAAGAUGGGCCCAAACCUCCAGGCUGGAGCUGGAUUCCUCGCCAAACGGGUCCAGAAGUCUUUAAAUCGAGCUCAGGAGAAGGUCCUUCAAAAACUGGGCAAAACCAUGGAGACCAAGGAUGAACAGUUUGAGCUAUGUUUCCAGAGCCUCAACAAACAGCAGAUCGAUGGAAGUAGGUUGUUUAAAGACGUCAAAGCCUACCAUGCGGCAGUAAAAGCCGUGCAUGAGACGUCCAAGCGACUGUCCCAGACGUUGCGAGACAUCUACGAACCAGACUGGAAUGGAGGGGAGGACCUUGCUGUCAUUACAGAAAGUGAAGACUUGCUGUGGAACGACUACGAAGAGAAACUAAGUGACCAGAUAGUCCGCACCAUGGAGAACUAUACAAGCCAGUUCCCUGAGGUCAAGGAACGGGUUGCCAAACGCGGUCGCAAGCUGGUGGACUACGAUUCAGCACGUCACCACCUGGAAGCGCUCCAGAGUGCCAAGAAAAAGGAUGAAGGCAAAAUAACAAAGGCAGAGGAAGAGUUCAACAAAACCCAGAAUGUCUUUGAAGAAAUAAAUAACGAGCUGAGGGAGGAGCUGCCUGUUCUCUAUCAGAGCCGGAUAGGUUGCUAUGUGACGGUGUUCCAAAACGUAUCAAACCUGAGAGAUGUCUUCUAUAAGGAAAUGAGCGUGCUGAACCGUGAGCUGUACAACGUGAUGAAGAAACUGGAGACGCAACACUCGGGAAAAGCUUUCAUCAUCAAGGGUCUGAACAGCACGUCAAGCAAGUCAAAGAAGAGAAAGUCCCUGGUUAUCUCCAAUCCCAUCCCUUGCAACACAGCUUUCCCAACCGACCACGUCUCCAUGCACUCUUCCACCGAAAAUGGAAAAGACGCCGUUCCCUCUUCCCCUGUCCAACGAACUGAAAGCAUCUCUGAAGAAACCGGCCCGCCAGAAGAAAGUAGCAUCUCAUCCAAAGAUGUCAACUCGUCAGACUCCGAUCUCAGCUCCAGCGGCGCCAACACACCUAAGAGGCUGUCAGUAUGUGACAAUGACAACAGCGACCGAAGCACAGGGAGUCAAAGUCCUGAGGAGGUGGACGCAGCGGCAGACGCAGCGGCAGACGCAGACGUAGACGCAGACGCAGACGCAGACGCAGAAGCUGAAGCUGAACUUGCGACAAACCAGUCAGAUGACUCCGGGGUGAGUGUACCAAAGUCAGAGGCGGGAAGUCAGGAAGCAUCCAAUCCCUCUGAUUCUGCAGAUAGUGCCCCACAGAGUCCAGAGCAGGAGAAUGUGAGUGAUCCACCCUCAGAGAAGGCAAAGCCCAAACCUGUACCGGUUCCUGCCCCUCGCGUCUCCUUCCACUCCAAAGAGAGACCCCCCCUCUUACCCGCUAAGGAGCAGGAGGAGACGGACGAGGAAGCAUCAGUCAACCAGGAGACAGCUGACUCAGGCCAUGACUCCAGUUCCCACAAUCCACCAGGCUUCCUAUAUAAGGGGGUGGCAUUAGAGAGCCAUGCAGCGUCUGAAGACGGCCUGCUCCAGUUUGAACAGGGAGACAUCAUCCUGGUGCUUGCUGACACUCAAGAGCAGGAAGGCCUGGUGAAGGGGAUCAGGGAGGAGAGCUGGAACCAGCACAGGGAACUACAAAACCACUCUGGGAUCUUCUCGGAAAAACUCCUCCGGCCUGUUCAGGCAGAGUGAGGCAAUAGUUGCUCCUCGGUCUGUAAUUCUGCCUUCUUCCUUUUGAGCAGUUGGUGACUCACACACUUCCUUCACACAUACACACACCCACACACAGAGGGAGUGAACCCAUCUGUUGUGGGUGCAGAAGCUGUACAAACAGAUGAGCACAAGUCCCACGUGGUGCCUCACAUGCUACGAUGUUGCAACUUGUGGAACAAAAGUGACCGCGCUUUAGAACCUUUUGCAAGUUUGGAUUGUUAGAUGUUACAGUAUUUUGCUCUUUUUGUAUUUUCAAAGUCUUUCUGUGAAACACUGUGAAGCAAAAAAUGUUUUUUAUGCAGAUGAUGCAAUGAUCUUGUGUAAAAUUUCCAAAUAAAGUUCUAAAAUAAA